AUGAAUCCCUCCUUGAGUCACUAAUUUCGGAGUCACAAGUCUGUUGAGGAAUGUUCAUUAGGUUUGUCAUGACAGCUUUAAGGAAGAUGCGUCUCUCUGUAAAGCAAAUAUUUGAACUGAUCUACCAAGAAGCUAAACUAUACUGAACAAAAAUAUAAACGCAACAUGCAACAAUUUCAACGAUUUUACUGACUUACAGUUCAUAUAAGGAAAUCAGUCAAUUGAAAUAAAUUCAUUAAGCCCUAAUCUAUGGAUUUCACAUGACUGGGCAGGGGCGCAGCCAUGGGUUGGCCUGGGGAGGGGAUAGGCCCACCCACUGGGGAGCAUGGCCAGCCAAUCAGAAUGAGUUCUUUAUUACAGACAGAAAUACUCCUCAGUUUCAUCAGCUGUCUGGGUGGCUGGUCUCAGACGAUCCCUCAGGUGAAGAAGCCGGAUGUGGAGGUCCUGGGCUGACGUGGUUACAUGUGGUCUGCGGUUGUGAGGCCGGUUGGACGUACUGCCAAAUUCUCUAAAACGACGUUGUAGAGAAAUGGUAGAGAAAUGAAUAUUACAUUCUCUGGCAACAGCAGGUGGAGAUUCCUGCAGUUAGCAUGCCAAUUGCACGCUCCCUCAAAACUUGAGACAUCUGUGGCAUUGUGUUGUGUGACAAAACUGCACAUUUUAAAGUGGCCUUUUAUUUUCCCCAGCACAAGGUGCACCUGUGUAAUGAUCAUGCUGUUUAAUCAGCUUCUUGAUAUGCCACACCUGUCAGGUGGAUGGAUUAUCUUGGCAAAGGAGAAAUGCUCACUAACAAGGAUGGGAAAAAAAUUGUGCACAGAAUUGGAAAGAAAUAAGCUGUUUGUGCUUAUGGAACAUUUCUCUGAUCUUUUAUUUCAGCUCAUGAAACCAACACUUUACAUGUUGCGUUUAUAUUUUUGUUCACUAUAGUAUGAUUUCCCCCUCCAGUUCUGUCCUCCACUUUGGACCUAUUGGACCUCAGCGAGCCAGGAGAGAGGAGGAACAGCAAGCAGGACAAGAAGAGCCCUCUGUUGUCACAUGGGGACCGGCCCAAGAACACGCCUCACCGGAAGAAGAAGACGACGGACGAGACAGAGCUGAUCCAGGUGGAUGUAGAACAGACUGUCCCCAGCUCACACACUCCUGAGAGAGUGUCACUAGACUCAGGUACACUGGAGCCGAUGGUUUACCAGGAGCAGUAGUCUAGGCCCUGGUUGGAUAGCUCAGAGCGUCUGCUCUUUUCUACCCAGAUGGUUUACCACUGGAACUAUUGUCCAUUUUAUAGUGAUUCCUAAUUUCAUGUAUGAGGGAUUGACUAUAAACGCUCGACGGCACUUGCCUAUUGGGUUAGUCAGGGUCAUUUGGACCGCAAUUAUGUUUAGUGGCCAUUGUCACUCUCGAGUAUGACUAAGCAAACAGCUGUUUAGAUAGGCACUUAGGUGCAUGAUUAAAGGAUGAUCACUUACAGCCAAUAGUUAUGCAGAAUUUACUUUGUAUCAUGUCAUCAUGACUACCCAAUAUCAAAGCUCAUUGCCAUUUUCAUAACAUUAAAUCAGGAAUGGUAUUAGCCUCACGUCCCCAGUCUCCUAAACGCUUAAACGACCUUGCCACAUUGAAAAGUUUCCCUUACGAAGUCCAAAAGGAGUUGACCUUGUUCAUAUUCAAGAUCAUCCAAAGGAGGAUCAGGCUGUAAGUAAGGUCUGUAAUGAACAGAUCUUCUUAAAAUACAUUGAGGUUCCAGCCGAUGAGUUUCCCAUUAGCAAGUUGAGGAGGUUAAAGUAUUUCGCUCUUCAACUGAGUUCUAAUAAUGCAUAGCAAGUCAGACUAUGCUUCAUUUGAUUAAUUAAUGACAUGGAGUUUGAUAAAAACCCUGGGUGUCAUUUACAAGAAAAAUGCAUGUCCCUGUCAUGGAUCUGUCCAGAUGGAAAUAUUAAAUGUUGCUUAGCUGAUUGAGUUGUAUUGUUUUGUACCCUGCUGUUAACUGAUUUCUCUGUGAUUGCUCUUCCCAGUCAACAUUGCCUCUCCUUUGGAGAAAUGGGAGGAGCUCAACAUCCACCCUGAACGAAACAGCAGCAGAAAGUGGAAAUUGGAGAGACGGGGUUCAUCGAAAAACUCCUCCAGUGAACUUCUGUGGUAAGUAACCUUCGUGCAUCAGUUGCAUCUACGUCAGUUACAAAUCUGGUAAAUUCGCUGUUUCUUUGCACUAUACUCUACACCAGUGGUUCCCAACUCCAGUCCUCCAGUAACCCCAACAGUACAUAUUCUAGUUAUGGCCCCGGACAAGAACACCUGAUUCUACUUGUCAACUGAUCAUCAAGCCCUUGACAAGUUGAAUCAGGUGUUUUUGUCGUACUGGAGGACUGGAGUUGGGAAACACUGCUCUUCUCGCUACACUUCAAUAUCGCUCUUCACUUUAAUUCACUUGAAUUGUGAAGUAGUUCAAUGUAUGAGAGAAUAUUUUUUACCUCAGUGGGGCCACAACCAUAGCUAUUCUCAUGAGGGUAGACCUCUCCAGCACCCCUGCCUCUUUGGUGCAUGCUGAAAAGGACAUCUAAAGGACAUCCCCUCCGUAUUCAUUAGACGUCUGCCUUACUGUAUCUACUGUAGGUGGUAUUGGAAAUUGUCAUUAUCACAGAAAAGGUAACCUAAAAAGCACUUAUUCAAUUAAUCUAGUGUAAUGCAGCCCAUUGCUUAAGAGCAAUCGGUCGCUAUAAAGACAAAACUCUAAACGUACAGUACAUUUGAAAUAAAGAGCCUUUCGGAAGGUCUGCACACUGUUGCAUGAAGCAACAUCAAGAAAGCUGAAGAAAGUAAAGUGCUCUGACUUAAUCGUGUUUGGGGUGUAAUGAAUGCAUUUAUUAUUGAUUCAACUGUCCUUUCUCUUUAGGUCCAUAGACUGCAAAACACAAUCAGAGCCAUUCCCCAAGAGCUCUUUGGAAGUGAAUACCAUAGCAGAGGCGGAGCCAGCUCUAGCAGAGGCGGAGCCAGCUCUAGCAGAGGCGGAGCCAGCUCUAGCAUUUCAAGUAAGUACCUUGGCUAUUAAGUUCUGA
Coregonus sp. 'balchen' is the source of this 3047-nucleotide messenger RNA. The record is from the annotation of a GenBank genome assembly. NCBI's taxonomy places the organism in Eukaryota, Metazoa, Chordata, Actinopteri, Salmoniformes, Salmonidae.